AUGGAGCAGCAGCUCCCUCAUCAUUGCUUUUCAGCGUUACGUUUUGCUGCAGUUGCAGCAGCAGCAGCAGCCACAGCCGCCGCUGCCGCCCCUGUCCCAACAGCAGCAGCAGUCGCGGAAGGAGCCCCGGCCGCAGCAGCAACAGCAGCAGCAGCAGCAGCAGCAGCACUUCCUCCCAGCUUCCCCGCUGCUGCAAACCCCAUGGAGGCUAAACCCGAGCUCUAUUCGCGGGGCUGGUUUCACCGGCGGCAGCAGCAGCAGCAGCUGCUGCUGCCGGUGAUCAGCCUUGUUCUUGCUGUUGCAGCAGCAACUUUCCUCGUGCUGCGCUGCUUCAAAAUUCUUUCCAACUCAAACUUCAGCAGCAAAUUCAAACUUGCCAGCAGCAGAAGACUGGCCGAGGGAGGCCGGGACGAGAACGACUGCACUGUGAGUCAAACUGCAGCAGCAGCAGGUGCUGCAGAGCUGCAGCAGCUGCUGGUUCAGAGCUGCAGCAGCAACAGCUGGUGCAGAGCAACAGCAGCAGCAGCAGCUGGAGCAGCGGCGGCAGCGUAA
This is a messenger RNA of Eimeria tenella, 552 nucleotides long. RefSeq lists its product as uncharacterized. The record is from RefSeq and is a predicted model, not a curated record. Lineage: Eukaryota; Apicomplexa; Conoidasida; Eucoccidiorida; Eimeriidae. The transcript has a single exon. Bases 1 to 552 code for a protein of 183 amino acids.